GUUUAUGACCUUUUUACUUCGAAUGAGAAUCCAAAAUUUGUAGCUAAAAUGUUAGCUUAAUAUAGGAUCAUUCAAUUUCUAGGUCAAGGAGCGUUCAGUAGCGUAUUUAAAGCAUUUUGUGAUGGUGAGUUUUUCGCAAUUAAGGUGAUGUAUUUUAACAUGAUGUUAGACAGAUAGUUGACAAGAUGAAAGGAAACGCAGAGAAAUUAUAGCAGGAAGCCUUAAUUUUAAGUUAACUGAAGCAUCCUAACAUCGUACGAUAUCAUAGAACAUUUGAAUCCAAAAGAAGACUAUAUUUUAUAUUAUCCUACAUAGAAGGGAAAACCCUCUAAUAAUACAUAGAAGAUGGCAGCGUCAGAUUUUCAGAGAAAGAAUGCAUAGCUUUAAUUCGCUAAUUGGUUGAUAUACUAAGCUACCUCCAUUCCAAUCGGAUUAUUCAUAGAGAUAUAAAGCCAGGUAAGAUCUCUUUUUGACAAGUAGAUAACAUGAUUAUAGAUAAGAACCUGAACCUCACCUUAAUAGACUUUGGCCUCAGUUUUAUAACUACCUAGUAAAUAACUACACAUUAAAAUUGCGGAACUUUAAUAUACAUGGCCCCAGAAGUACUGAUGAAAAAGGAAUACUUUAAAUCUGUAGAUAUUUGGAGUUGUGGCAUCAUUUAGUAUUAAUUAUUAAAAAAUUGCCAUCCAUUUUGGAAAAAUUAAAAAAAAGACAAUUAUAUCAAAUAGAUGUCAAUACCACAGAAAGUAGAUUUUAGCGGUAUGUCCAAGUAUAAUUUUAAAUUUGAAAGAGCUGCUAUUUCGUUUUUUGAAAAAACUGCUGCAUUUGAACCUGAAGCAAGGAUAACUGCUGAAUAAGCUUUGUUGCAUCCAUGGAUUACCUGUUAGUAAUCAGAGACCUAGAUUAUGACAAGCAAAGAAAUAUUCUAAGCCUACAGAGGAAUAAUUAUAUUCACAAAGGUAUAAAAUUUAAAAUAUUCUAGUUUUAAAAAUUCAUAGUUUUUAUACAGUUUAUUAAAUCAAAUAGUGAAAAGGCCAUAAGAGCAAUAGUUUUACCAUAAAAUUAGCGUUUUUUUUCAAAAUAAAAGAGUCCAAAGAAACCAAAUUUUAUCAAAAUACCUACUAGAUCUUGUUUAAAUUCAAGCAAUAGUAGUAGAGAAGUGAAUUUUGUUAUUUAUUUAUUUUAGAGCUCUGAGAAACACAAAGUAAAAUUACCACCUAUUAUUCAUUCAAAGAGAAGUCCUAAGGGUGAAGCUAGUCCAAAUCCUUUUCCUUCCAAUUAUAAAAUUUCUAAUCCAACUUAAACAACACUAGAAUUUAAAAAAUCUCAUUUUAGAUUGAAGUGA
This is a messenger RNA of Paramecium octaurelia, 1345 nucleotides long. NCBI's taxonomy places the organism in Eukaryota, Ciliophora, Oligohymenophorea, Peniculida, Parameciidae. The record is from the annotation of a GenBank genome assembly.